UCAACCAAGGGCCUUUUAAAGAAUUCGAAUUUUGACGAAACUUUAAAAAUAAUGACAUUAAAUGUAAAACGCAGUUUAAAUGACGCCACGUUUUUAAAUUGUGCAGGGAUUGUGUGAAAUAACAAAACAUGUUCUUGUGGAUUUUUUUGGUCGUUUUUGUUGGACAUCCGAUGAUAUUUGUUUAUGCUCAGCGACCUGAUAUUGUGGAUGAAAUUUUACCUGAGGUGAAGGUAAAAAACCAAACAGGCUACCUUAAUUGCACGGUGGUAAAUAAAGGCUCGGAAUCAGUUGUGCAAUGGACUAAAUCACAAACGGUCAAUGGAGGAAAUCCUAUUUUGUUAAGUGAAGAUGAAAAAAUAGUUUAUCAAGGCUACAAUCAGGGAAUAAACGAGGACUCUGGACUAAACAAAUACGAUAUACAGAGUCGUACAAACGGAAGAAGAAUCACCUACAUGUUGGUGAUCCGUUAUCUAGCAGAGGAAGACGCGGGAGAUUAUGUUUGUACAAUAAAGAUCCAAGGCGUAGAAGGGACAGACUGGCCUAAAAAGAUUGGCAAGCUAACGGUUCAAAGGGCUGUGUCAGAACUCUUAGAAUAUGGUUGUGUGCGUAGAGUACCAUUCAAACCUAUUGUUGUUAACCCAUUGAGCGUGGCGAUCAAUAGCUCUGGUAAAAAGAGAUUGAUUUUAGACUUAAGUGUUUUAAAUGUCUUUGUUAGAAAGGAUAAGAUCAAGUUUGAGGACUGGAAAGUAGCUGUUCAGUACUUUGAAAAGGAUUGUCACAUGUUUAAAUUCGAUCUCAAGUCAGGAAUGUCCUCUUCUCGUGAAUCUUGUAGUAAGCAUAGCGCUUUUGUUAAAGAUUCUUUAAUACAAGCUGGAUUUUUAGUGAAUGAAGAGAAGUCAGUUUUUGAACCUAUUCAGAAGUUAGAGUGGUUAGGUCUUGUGUGGAAUUCUACUGAGCAUUGUUUAAGCAUUCCAGAUAGAAGG
Messenger RNA from Saccostrea cuccullata (small rock oyster), 983 nucleotides. RefSeq lists its product as uncharacterized. The transcript has 6 exons. NCBI's taxonomy places the organism in Eukaryota, Metazoa, Mollusca, Bivalvia, Ostreida, Ostreidae. The record is from RefSeq and is a predicted model, not a curated record. The annotation marks the transcript as partial.